AUGUUCCUGAGCCCAAGCGAGGGACCUUCAGCCGAGGGCAGUGGGCCAGGGUCUGGUGAGGAAGCCCCCAAGAAGCGCCGGAGGAACCGCACGGCUUUCACCACAUACCAGCUACACCAGCUGGAGCGGGCAUUCGAGGCCUCGCACUACCCGGACGUGUACAGCCGUGAGGAGCUGGCUGCCAAGGUGCACCUGCCUGAGGUGCGAGUGCAGGUGUGGUUCCAGAACCGCAGGGCCAAAUGGCGCCGUCAGGAGCGCUUGGAGUCAGGCUCCAGAGCUAUGGCAGCGCUGCGGCUCCCUGAGGCCCCAGUACUGCCCUUCAUCCGUCCUCCGGCCAGGCCGCUACCCCUGGAGGCCUGGCUGGACCCGGUGCCCCCAGCAGUGCCCGGCCUCCCUCGGCUCCUGGGCCCAGGCUCCAGCAUGCAGGUACCCUUUGGGUCACACGUCUUUGGUCCCGUCUUCGCUGAGGGCUUUACCCUGGAGGAGGUGUCCCUGCGGCUGCUGGCCAAGGAGAACGCACAGGCCCUGGAGAGGACCUGGGACCCGGCCUCAGCCUGGUGCCUGCCUGAUCUUCCCUGUCCCCCGGAGCCUGGGACUCCGUGA
This is a messenger RNA of Chrysochloris asiatica (Cape golden mole), 603 nucleotides long. It is a transcript of the gene RAX2, whose product is annotated as retina and anterior neural fold homeobox 2. The record is from RefSeq and is a predicted model, not a curated record. The transcript has 2 exons. Gene Ontology annotation, biological process: positive regulation of transcription by RNA polymerase II. The coding region runs from base 1 to 603 and encodes 200 amino acids. Gene Ontology annotation, molecular function: RNA polymerase II cis-regulatory region sequence-specific DNA binding; DNA-binding transcription factor activity, RNA polymerase II-specific. Lineage: Eukaryota; Metazoa; Chordata; Mammalia; Afrosoricida; Chrysochloridae.